Molecule: messenger RNA, 864 nt
Organism: Monopterus albus (swamp eel)
Lineage: Eukaryota; Metazoa; Chordata; Actinopteri; Synbranchiformes; Synbranchidae
Gene: ehf
Product: ets homologous factor
Exons: 8
Coding region: 37-864 (275 amino acids)
Biological process (GO): cell differentiation; regulation of transcription by RNA polymerase II
Cellular component (GO): nucleus
Molecular function (GO): sequence-specific DNA binding; DNA-binding transcription factor activity, RNA polymerase II-specific
Source: RefSeq, a predicted model, not a curated record
CCAGGCCAUGCGACAUCAGAGCGUAGCAGCUACAAUAUGAGCAUAACUCCAACCACCACCUUGGACAGCCAGCUGACCUCUUCCUGGGGCCCUACUAACUCUUACCCUGAUGUUCCUGCAGUGAUGCCUGGUUACACAAGCCACCUGUGGCCUCAUGACACCCCCCCUCAGCUCUGGAGUAAAUAUCAGGUGUGGGAGUGGCUGCAGCAAAUCAUGGACAUACACCAGAUAGAUGCUUCCAGCAUUCCCUUCCAAAACUUUGACAUGGAUGGCCAUCAGCUCUGCAGUCUGAGCUACCAGGACUUCAUCCAUGCUGCUGGCAGUGUGGGGCCCAUUCUCUUCCACAGCAUCACAGAGCUCAAGUGGAGCGGACAGUACCAUGUGGAAUUAGAGCAACUGGAACUCAAACCAGAGUUAGAUUUCUCCUGUUCAUUUCCAGAUGCCAGCUACCCACCUGGAGAGAUCUAUGAUCCUCCCAUUCACUCCUUUACACCUGCACCUGACUCUCCCUCUAGUUCCAGUGCUGACAUUAAAAGGUCUUACAGUCGUUCUCAUCAGGUCAAAAAACACAACAGGGGGACCCACUUGUGGGAGUUCAUCAGGGACAUUCUACUGAACCCAGAGCGAAACCCAGGACUCAUCAAGUGGGAGGAUCGCAAAGAGGGGGUUUUCCGCUUUCUAAAGUCGGAGGCUGUGGCACAGUUGUGGGGCAAGAAGAAGAAUAAUAGCAGCAUGACCUAUGAGAAACUUAGUCGGGCAAUGAGAUAUUACUACAAACGGGACAUCCUCGAGCGAGUAGAUGGACGGAGACUUGUUUACAAGUUUGGAAAGAAUGCAAGAGGAUGGAGGGAAUCUGAGAAGUGA